GUUACUCUUUUUUUUUACUUUGCUGCAGAGUCGACGUUUGAGUUUCUGCCAAUCCUGUUAUCGAUGACCUGGGAAUAAUCUAUGUUAGUCAUUUCAAAAAAAUAAAUAAAUACACAAAAGCUAAAUAAAGUCUGCUUUUGAAUCAGUAUAUUCUGGCAGUUACAACGUAUAUUGUGGUACUAUAGGUGUGUAGCCUGUAGGAGCUGUGCUAUUUAUGGUUUCGCUCUGCACAGUCUAUGCUAAUAACGAGGAAAUACAAGUGUUUUGGUUUUUCGUUAUUACCUGUGUUUUCAUUGACCGAAACCAUUUUCGGUUAACAUAUGGUGAAUGAUAAAAAAUAAAAAAAAGCUUUAAGUUACUUAGCCUACACUGUAUCCAUCCACUGUCUCGUGCACAGUUGUGGCGGUGGGUGGAGGCACCGUAGUGGCCCAUACAAGAAUAUCCAGUUGGAGACUCACUGGUCAGAGAGAUCUCUGCUCAAAGGACAACGUUUUCGCCACCAGAAGAUACCCAGCAGUGUGACUAUGGACAAGAGCGCACUGUCGGAGAGACUGGCUGAAGCAGGCCAGUCUCACAUCCUGCAGUUCUGGGAGGAGCUGAGCCCAGAGGAGCAAGCUGGCCUGGCUCAGGACCUGCAGGGGAUGGACCUCCUGGAGGUCAACGGCUUCUUCCAGGCUGCCAUGGAGCUGUCGGGCAGCGCCAAGCAGGAGAAGGUGGACAACCACAUGGAGCCGAUCCCACGGGGGGUUCUGGGCAGCGUGACCAGGGACAGGGACUCCCUGCAGGCCUGGGAGGAGCAGGGUCUGCGCUGCGUGUCCCAGAGCCAGGUGGCCGUGCUGCUGCUAGCGGGGGGGCAGGGGACCAGGCUGGGGGUCUCCUAUCCCAAGGGGAUGUACAACGUGGGUCUUCCCUCCCACAAGACCCUCUUCCAGAUCCAGGCUGAACGGGUCCUUAAGCUACAGCAGCUGGCUGAGAGCAAACACAACACCAAGUGCUCCAUACCCUGGUACAUCAUGACCAGUGGCAGGACCAUGCAGUCUACCAAGGACUUCUUCAGCAGGCACAGCUACUUCGGCCUGAGCCCAGACAACGUCAUCUUCUUCCAGCAGGGGAUGCUGCCCGCCAUGGACUACAACGGCAAGAUCAUCAUGGAGAGCAAAGCCAAGCUGGCCAUGGCUCCAGAUGGGAACGGGGGUCUGUACCGGGCGUUGGGGUCCCAGGGCAUCGUGGAGAACAUGAGCAGCAGAGGGGUGAAGUUCCUCCAUGUGUACUGUGUGGACAACAUCCUGGUAAAGGUGGCUGACCCCGCCUUCAUCGGCUUCUGUGUGACCAAAGGUGGAGACUGUGGGAACAAGGUGGUGGAGAAGACCAAUCCGACGGAGGCAGUGGGUGUGGUCUGCAAGGUGGAUGAGCGCUACCAGGUGGUGGAGUACAGCGAGAUCACCCUGGCAACCGCUGAGAAGCGCAACGCCGACGGCCGUCUUAUGUUCAAUGCCGCCAACGUGGCCAAUCACUUCUUCACCCUGGACUUCCUCCGAGACGUCGUGCAGAUCCAUGAACCCCAGCUCCGACACCAUGUGGCUCAGAAGAAGAUCCCGUAUGUAGACCCACAGGGUCGGCUCAUCACACCAGACAAACCCAACGGAAUCAAGAUGGAAAAGUUUGUCUUUGACAUCUUCCAGUUUGCCAAGAAGUUUGUGGUGUUUGAGGUUCUGCGCGAGGACGAGUUCUCUCCUCUGAAGAACGCGGACAGCCAGGAUGGUAAGGACACGCCCAGCACAGCCAGACACGCCCUGCUGUCACUGCAUCACCGCUGGGUCCUCAACGCCGGGGGACACUUCAUAGACGAGAACGGGACACGCGUGCCCGCCAUACCCAGUCACGUCGCAGCAGAAAGCAUCUCAACUGAUGUCAACAUGAACCUGAAAGACGGAACAGACCUGCCAAUCAAGUGUGAGAUCUCCCCGCUUGUGUCAUACGGAGGAGAGGGCCUGGAGGAGCUGGUGGCGGGAAAGGAGUUCCGUCCAACUCUGGUGAUCGACAAGGACGGAGCUCACCAGCUGGUGAAGAAUGGAGUGUGAAGGAGAGGGAGGGGAAAAGGGGGGAUGGAGAGGGAGGAGAGAGAGAGAGAGACAGAGACAGAUGUUAACCCAAAGAUCAAACGUGACCAUGUGCACUUGAGAUUCACCCCAACACCUCUUCAUCUGCUACAACAUAUACAGGAUAUAUAUAAAUAUAUAUAUCAUAAUAACAUCUCUUCACCUACUCUUCCAUACUAUACCUGAUGUGUAAAAUGCCUCCUUGCUACUUUGAUCAACAAUAUUUAUUUUUUACUUCAGACUUAUUUUUAUAUGGAUUUUUCCUGCUGUAGGUGGAAAUUACUGCAUACAAAUUGUUGUACUUUUUGAGAUUUGUGCAUCAAGGUAUCUUUAGGUACAACAUGGGGUGUAGAAUCAGGCGAGGGGAGCUUGAACACCAUGUAAUGAGAUACAUGGAUGAGGGACUUAUUUAUGAUGGUUUAAAUGUCGGCUUGUCUUCUGUGUAAUCACUUUACACGUAGCUUUGAAGGAUACAUUUAUUUUCCGUUUUCUUUAAUAAAGAAAUGUCUUACUGGGUA
Messenger RNA from Hypomesus transpacificus, 2617 nucleotides. It is a transcript of the gene uap1, whose product is annotated as UDP-N-acetylglucosamine pyrophosphorylase 1. The record is from RefSeq and is a predicted model, not a curated record. Gene Ontology annotation, biological process: UDP-N-acetylglucosamine biosynthetic process. The transcript is spliced from 12 exons. NCBI's taxonomy places the organism in Eukaryota, Metazoa, Chordata, Actinopteri, Osmeriformes, Osmeridae. Gene Ontology annotation, molecular function: UDP-N-acetylglucosamine diphosphorylase activity. Bases 525 to 2081 code for a protein of 518 amino acids.